AUGGAUAAGGGCAAGGACACGGAGGGCGGCGGCGGCGUCCGGUACCGGGGAGUGAGGAGGCGGCCAUGGGGGAAGUUCGCGGCGGAGAUCCGGGACUCGACGAACCAAGGGCAGAGGGUGUGGCUGGGGACUUUCGACACGGCGGAGGAAGCAGCCAGGGCAUAUGACAGAGCUGCUUAUAACAUGAGAGGCUCAUUCGCUGUUAUCAACUUCCCAAAUGAGUAUCCUCUCACAGCUGGUCGUUCUUCUAACACAGCAACUUCUUCUUCAUCAGCAGCUCCUUCUUCUUCUUCUUCUUCAUCUUCGAGGAGCCGCCAUGAAGUGUUCGAGUUCGAGUACCUGGAUGAUAAGCUGCUGGAGGAGCUUCUGGACUGUGAGGAGAAAAAGAAUUACAAGGGAAAGUGA
This is a messenger RNA of Neltuma alba, 405 nucleotides long. RefSeq names its product ethylene-responsive transcription factor ERF096-like. Gene Ontology annotation, molecular function: DNA-binding transcription factor activity; DNA binding. Bases 1 to 405 code for a protein of 134 amino acids. Gene Ontology annotation, biological process: regulation of DNA-templated transcription; ethylene-activated signaling pathway. The transcript has a single exon. NCBI's taxonomy places the organism in Eukaryota, Viridiplantae, Streptophyta, Magnoliopsida, Fabales, Fabaceae. The record is from RefSeq and is a predicted model, not a curated record.